UAUAAUUUACAAUGAGACUAUGCGGAUGCUGCUCGUUGUGGUAAAUCUGGGCGUUUCAACUGGAAUCAUAAUGAGCUUCUCAAUGAUCAUGAUGGUCAUCUACCGUCAGAGAGAGAAACGGAAGCCAAGUAACGUGUUCAUAUUGAGUAUGUGUGUAACGGACUUCAUGGCGACUACCAUCAUUGCACCUCAUUUUGUGGCAGCAGCAGCGUUAGGUAAAUGGCCCAGCAACUAUCUCCACUGUAAAGUGCUGGCAUUCCUCAAUACAUUCCUGCCUGGAAUGAGCAUCAUGAAUCUAAUUCUCAUCGCUCUUGACAGGAUGGUGGCUAUUUUCAAACCCACCAAAUACAGAGUCUGGUUGUGUAACAGGAACGCGCGGAUUAUCUGUGCAUGUUUCUGGCUCUACUCCCUUUCCAUCGCCUCCCUCUCCUUCUGGGACUGUUUCUCUCAGCCUCUCUUUGACGGAGCUGUCAUGACUUGUCUUCUUACAGGUCGUAAGUUUCUCAUCCUCCAGCUCUCCUGCGAAGUAAUCCCCGGCCUUGCAGCUACUGUAACCUGCUACACCUUCAUUGUGAUCAAACUGAUGCAGCGCUCUGCCAGUAUCUACUCCUCCGGUAACAAGGCCUCCAGAGUUAACUACGAGAUUAGAAUGGCUAAAAUCGGUGGUCUCGUCAGUGGGUUCUUCAUCAUGACCUAUCUCCCGUACUACACGAUAAUGUUCCAAUACAGAGAACACAUGGAGCCACUCAUAAAACUUAUGGCAGGAAUCCUUGUGGUGACCAGCUACAACUUCGACGCCUUCAUGUACGGUUACUGCAACAAGAACUAUAGACGUGAGAUCAAGAAGAUAGUUCACAGCAAGGUUCCGUGGCUGGUGAAGGUGACUCCAGCGGACCACAUAAACACAGAUACUCACACAAACAAUGAUACCAAUACAAUGUACACUAACGCUGCCGCUAACACCACUACAAGUCUCACUAGCACAAGUAACUUGUCCCCCAAACAGAGGCAUUCCCUAGCUCCCUCGCCCAUCAGGGAGGAGAGUGAGACCUCUGUUUCCGUCUCUAAGGAUUACUCUGUGUCGAAGUUAUCUCUGGCCACCACGUGAUAGUUUACAUCACAUCUUGAUCUUAGAUGUUUUUUUUUCAAUAAAUCUCCUGAGACGGUAUAGUUUUUCGAUCGUAAUAUUUAAUAUCCGCACCAGUUGCAGUUAAUAUACUGUCCCAAUCAACACCUGAUCCAGCUUUCCCUCCGUUAUAUAGAUCCUAUAUUUAGGAAUAUGCAAAGACUAACAACUUAGAGUUUUUUUCCCUUCAAUUUGAAAGAAAUAUAGUAUAGUUUUGAGUAGCACGUGGUUGCCAGGUGUUUACCCUACAGGAUCGCAGAAUAGGGACGGUAUAUACCAGACUUGAUACUUGUAACAACCAGGACUUAUUAAAGAAAUGGAGUAGGUACUAUAGCGCCAGGAAAAUGGGGUUGAGAUGAUAUACUACCUAGGUGCUAGGUUAGAGUCACGAAAAUUUGGUGUGAUAAGAUAAUUCUAGAGAUUAAUAUCAAUAUUGUUUGUUACAUUAUUUUGACAAGCUAUGCUGUGAUGAUAUUAUUCUGAUGUUUCGACUUGCGAUAAUUAUUUUUCGACGGUUUGUGUUUGUAUAACGACUUUGUUAAUAUGCCAAUAUAGGGUAAUUGAUAGUGAACUGUUUAUAGAUUUUAGAAAAUUCAUGGAUUGUAAUGAGCAUGCUUUUAGUUUUUAAAAUCAGUUGUUUUAUUGGUAAACAUAUGAACUUAAUUAUUAAUUUGAUCAUUAACGGCUAAGUGAAUGUAAGAUUCGAACAGCGUGAAAUCAUCAGCACUAAUCACAUUUUAACAGCUUCAUUGAAACUGACUGACAAGAACAGAACAUUGAUUCAUUCCAGGAUAUUAGGAAUUUGGAUUUAGAUUGAAUGAAUCAUGAACAUAAAUCUUACAGACAUUGUCCCAAUUUAAAAAUUAAGUUAC
Messenger RNA from Bolinopsis microptera, 1998 nucleotides. Its product is annotated as melanopsin-like. Gene Ontology annotation, molecular function: neuropeptide Y receptor activity; G protein-coupled photoreceptor activity. Gene Ontology annotation, biological process: phototransduction; G protein-coupled receptor signaling pathway; cellular response to light stimulus. Gene Ontology annotation, cellular component: plasma membrane. The record is from RefSeq and is a predicted model, not a curated record. The transcript is spliced from 5 exons. Bases 20 to 1108 code for a protein of 362 amino acids. NCBI's taxonomy places the organism in Eukaryota, Metazoa, Ctenophora, Tentaculata, Lobata, Bolinopsidae.